AGUAGUAACAAUGGUGGAGCCCCACUGGGUAAGAAACUCUGCGUUUUAACUUUUAACCAUCCAAUUCAGAACUUAAGGUGAAUUCAAAGCCGUAGUUUUCAACAUCUGGGUCUUCACCUCUCGCUACUAUCAUUCAGCUGCAAACUGAUCUCAACAUGGCUCUGAGAAUGCAUCUCCUUUCCCCCAAAGCCCCCCGACAACCUCCAAAAUUCCACACCAGUCCCUUCUCCUCCACCAGACCCAAAACCCGAACAAUCCAAUGCAAAAAGAAGAGCAUAAGCGAUGCCGAGCUCGCAUCAGAUUUGUCAAAGAUGACCACCCUUUUCGCGCAGAGAGACGAAGCCAUGAACAAGAGCAGAGAGCUUCUCUUCACAGAGCUGUGCCAAUUCCUGGAUUCAAAAGCAGAGGAAGUCAAGAAGAAAUGGAGGAAAUCGGAUGAGGACGAGAAGCGGGUUUUGGUUAAAGCCUUUGUUUCAGAGUGGGGUGUCAAUUUUCACCCACUGUCUGCAAAAUCUGUUCAAGAUUUGGUCGAGGAGCACCUGCAGCACCAAAACCCACCUGCAAAAUCCCCUUUGUUUCCUGGUUUGAAGAGGAUGAUGGGUUUCUCAGAAGAAGACAAAUAGAUUAAUUUCGUUGCUCAAUGUAAAAUUUCAAUUUGGUCUUUCAGAUAAUGUUAAGAGUUCAUCUUUUUCCUAAGUCCUAACAACUAUUGUGAAUCGAUUAAACACUAUAUACAAAAAGAACUAGUUU
Rosa chinensis is the source of this 750-nucleotide messenger RNA. RefSeq lists its product as uncharacterized. The transcript has a single exon. Lineage: Eukaryota; Viridiplantae; Streptophyta; Magnoliopsida; Rosales; Rosaceae. The coding region runs from base 156 to 623 and encodes 155 amino acids. The record is from RefSeq and is a predicted model, not a curated record.